Messenger RNA from Tigriopus californicus, 615 nucleotides. RefSeq names its product CXXC motif containing zinc binding protein-like. The transcript has a single exon. The record is from RefSeq and is a predicted model, not a curated record. Lineage: Eukaryota; Metazoa; Arthropoda; Copepoda; Harpacticoida; Harpacticidae. Gene Ontology annotation, molecular function: zinc ion binding. Bases 1 to 513 code for a protein of 170 amino acids.
AUGGUCAAAAUCGGCUUGCAGAUCAAGGCUUUCUUGGAGAAUGUCACGGGCUUGGAGGCAGAGGGUCAAGAUUUUCGAUGGUAUCUCAAGAUGAAAUGCGCCAAUUGCGGCGAAGUGCCCGAUCAUUUCCAAUAUAUCGCUUUGGACGAGAAGCAGCCUUUGAAAGGCGGGCGCGGCGACGCCAAUUGCGUGCUCAAGUGUAAAUUGUGCGGGCGUGAGAAUUCAAUCGACAUCCUGGAAUCCACCAUGACCGCCUAUAGUAUGGAGGAUAGCCCUCAGUUCAAAACCAUCGUUGCCUUUGACUGUCGAGGGGUUGAGCCCGUCGAGUUCUCACCGCGAAAUGGAUGGAAAGUCCGGGGCUACUCGGAGAAUGAAGAGGGUGAAGGCGGAGAAACCGGGACCGUGUUCGAGGAUGUGGAUCUGGUGGAAAAAGAAUGGGCGGACUAUGAUGAAAAGUCCGAUCAGAGCACCUGUAUUUCCGAAUUCGAGAGCCAGUUUGUCAAGCUGAAAUGAUUCGUAUGAUUGAAAUGAUAAUAAUAAAUUGGUUUGAUGCUUUUACGUACGCCACGUGUUGGCUCAGAGUCUAGGAUUUAUGGAUUAUUUAUGUUUCAGGAA